CUACUGCAUUCCCUUCACAUCAAUUUUGAGGUUUCAGCUGUUCUCAUUCCAAGCUGAGCUCACAUAUCUUGUAAGCUCGUGAAAAAUCCGUCUAUACCAUGUCUUGCACUGAUUAUAUUCUGGAAGACGACGAUGCAUUUGCUGGAUACAGGUGGUCCUACUUCUCAUCGAACGGAGAAGGUCCACUACACUUACGAGCCCAAAAAUUCCUUGAGUCCACGGAUUGGGGUUCGCUUAUCGAAUACGCGGCUGCAGAACGGAAUGGGAUGAAAUGCGGAUUGCUACCCGACAUUGGCCUUGGCUACAACCAUAUGGUCCGCAUUGUGGAAUUUGCAGAUCAGGUGCGGUGGGUGGCAAGACUCCGGCUACCAGAUCUUUCCCAGGCGAGAGACAGCCUAAGUAGUGCAAGAAGCGUUACGGAGUACAACACAAUUCAACUGGUUCAGAAGGAAACCAAGAUUCCGGUCCCACAAGUCCAUGCUUUUGAAGGCGACCCCUACUCUAGGGUCAAAACACAGUUUAUGCUGAUGGACUGCCUGAGAGGUAACGUGGGAAUGGAUCUUAAUAUGGAGAUUCCUUCUGAACACAAAACGUCCGUCUUUACUAGGCUGGCAGAUAUCCACAUUGAAAUGUCGACAAUACAGCUGCCCAAAAUUGGGACAAUUGCUGGUAUAAAUGAUGAUGGCUCGUAUCGUCAAGGCCCUAUACCAGGUCUGGGCGGCCCUUUCGAAACAGCUGCCGAAUUUUUCAGGGCAUGGUCUGCUAAAGUUGAAUUUGGUCUAUCGCAGGAUCAACUGAAAGAAGCCGCCGGCUCAUUCGCUGAUGAGCUGUCAGCCUCCGCCUCGUCCUUCAAGCAAUUGGUCAACGAUUUAGCAGGAGGAUUAUCCAUCCGUAACGGCGGUCCAUUCCCAUUAUGCCACGGUGAUUUCGGUCAUAACAACAUAAUUUUUGACGACAAAUACCGCUUGCUUGGUGUUAUUGACUGGGAAGGGGCAUUCGCGGGCCCGUGGGAGAUAUCAGGCGAAUUCCCAUUGACCCUGUCUAUAAUCCCGCCUGUUAUGGAUGUACCAUGGAAUUACGAUGAGAAUGGUCUUCCAAAGGACGCAAAGGAUAGGCAGCGACUUGUGGAUAGGGAGGACAUCUGCCAUGAGACUGUACCAAAGAGGUGGCCGUGGGAAUCCGCAUGCGUGAUGCCAAGACAAGAGUUGGUUAGAGCCGCCAUAAACGGCCUCCGAAGUAGCGCUUUUCGGCUGCUAACCGUCACAUCAGUAUAUGGGGUGAUGAUUUUGUUAGGCCACCUGGGACAGAAGAGCUCGAUCGCCACCAGCGCCAUUUAA
Molecule: messenger RNA, 1337 nt
Organism: Histoplasma capsulatum G186AR
Lineage: Eukaryota; Fungi; Ascomycota; Eurotiomycetes; Onygenales; Ajellomycetaceae
Exons: 6
Coding region: 99-1337 (412 amino acids)
Source: RefSeq, a predicted model, not a curated record